This is a messenger RNA of Lobosporangium transversale, 2514 nucleotides long. RefSeq lists its product as hypothetical. The coding region runs from base 1 to 2514 and encodes 837 amino acids. The record is from RefSeq and is a predicted model, not a curated record. The transcript is spliced from 5 exons. NCBI's taxonomy places the organism in Eukaryota, Fungi, Mortierellomycota, Mortierellomycetes, Mortierellales, Mortierellaceae.
AUGGGUAAUGUUGAUAACAGCGAUAACAACGACUUUAGCAACCUCAGCUACGAGCCACAGUUUAAGGAUACUAGUCAACCAGAUCAACGUAAUGAUCACGAGAAUAAAAGACAAAAGAAAAGAAUGGCACUGGAGCUCGAGCAGCCUCCUGCUCUCAAAUGGAGACCCAACAUGCGACGAGCCUGGACCAGUACUGAGCAAGAGUCGCUCUAUAUCGCGGUAGAAAAAUACAAACUUUAUGGUCAAUGGUAUCAAGCCAAGACUCUCAUGAACCUGGAUAGGACUGCAGAGGAGAUCGAACAAGAAUAUAUACGACUUUAUGCGGAAAUCCCGGACUCUAACGAAGAAUAUGAAGAAAAAUCAGAGGAACUUGAGAGAGCAAGAGAGGAUAAAGAGGAGGGGCAAAAUUGGGAGCUGCAACAAAGGCAGGAUAAUUAUAGUUACAUUUAUGAGCUUAACGCGAGUAGACUUCGCACACCUUCAGUCACAGCCACUUCAGGUGAAUCAAGCAUGCGGUCCUCCAAAGACAAUAUGGCCAUGUUGUCCGAUUGCACCAAGGAUGCGAUGUCCAAUCAUUCUAAGGCGACGGUAUCGGGAGUAAUAACAACUUCAACAAGUCAGCCACUCCUUUGUGUUGAAAAUGAUGAGGAUAAUAUAGAAGAUGAGGACGAUGACAUGGGACAGAAUCACGACAAACAACCACAUCGGCAGCAGUAUGGCCCGCAUAAUCAUAUUCCUGUCGGCACUGCACAACCUCCCGCACAGUUGAACCAACAAAAUCAACAGCGGUACCAGCUACAUCAACGUAUGGCUCGUAUCUGGACUCCAGAGCGAUCAGAGUACCUCAAAAACUUGGUCGAGUUUUAUUUUCCGGGAUCUUACCGAAUUAACUGGGUUUGGGUAGCAGCCCAGAUGGGAAAUGUCUUCACACGAAAGCAGUGCAAGAAUAAAUGGGAGAUCAUGCGCCGGCGCAUGGGGACAGAGGAAGAGAUCAAUCUACUUAAACGUGGUUAUCAAGAAUUUGGGCCAUCAUGGGGACAAAUUCAAGAAAAGUACCUUCCAGAGCGCUCUUCAGCUGGGAUCUCAACUAUGUGGAGCCUCUUGGAGACGCGCGAAGCAGAACAACGUCAGCUGAAACAGCAGCAACCAGAGCAGCGGCAGUCUAAUACGGAAGUGCCACCAACAACAGGGCUAACGCGGAAUUCACGUCAUGGCAGACACCAUUCAACAUCAUCCUUGAGGACACCCCAAUACCCAGAUGCUUCUCCCUUUGAGACUCCAUUUGAGACUCCAUUUGAUGAGAGGGGUGCCUUAAGGAGCAUGAGCGAGAUAGAAAAGCAACAGCAGCAGCUAAAUGAAGGAUUGCAGAGAAAGCGAGCUAUGACGUUGGAUAUUGAAGCCAUGGAUCUUAAUUUUGAUAGAAAUCGCCAGUCUACAAUCAUCAACGAGCAUUCGCUACUGGCAGCACAACCAUUACCAACUAUGUCACAGGAACAUACUAUUUCAAGGCAUGUGCGCUAUGCCUCUGAGGCUUCAGCACUCAUACCGUCAUCACCAUUUCCAUCAUCAACACCACUGUAUUCUCCAAGGAUCUGGAUGGAUAGGAACCAUCCUAUGGCUUGGACGGAGCCAUUAACAAGACGGCUGGAAGAGCUGGUACACCAACAUUUCCCGAACCAUCAAAAGAUCAAUUGGGUCAAGAUCUCAUCCAUGAUGGGCAGUAACCCCACAAUAUCGAGAGAUCAGUGUAAGCGAAGGUGGUAUUUGAUUUCACAGAACAACAGCAGCCUCAGUAGCGGUAGUAAUAUUAGUAAUAACUAUAGUAACGACAGCAGAGAUGAUGAUAAUAGUGGCUUAAGUAAUAAUUCUCCACUCGAUUAUCAUCGGGAAGCCACUUGCCUGUCAAGUUCUGUUUAUGGCGGUUCGAACUACUCGAAAAGCGUUCCUCCGCCGAGCGGCGCCACAUCGGGUGUACGACACAUCAUCCGAGCACGGAAGUCCUGGCGGGCUGUGCCACAUACCAUCCAAUCACGACCUGUGGAGGAUUUAGCAGACCAGCAAGCGGAAGAUGCAGAGGAUGAAGAAAAGUUAUAUGACAGGAUCUACAGUUCGAUUGGCGAGUGUGCCCUACUUGCUCUCCUUGAGCAGGAGAGAGAAUGGGAAAACAAAGAAAAGGAAGAAAGAAGACAGGACAACAAGCUGGAGCUUCCUCGGGUAGAGGGGACAUUGGUUCCCUCGGCUACUGCAGGCUUAUACUAUCAAGCUGCUGCUGAGCUCGCCACUCCAACUCCCCCACCAGUCUACCUUGAACUAAAGCCUCUUUCGCAAAAGAGGAGCUUAAGUGGCUAUAACUCCGCAGUUGCUUUUCAAAGGUCGUAUUUGGACGUAAAAAAGCAACAAGAGGUCAGUGCAGCAUUAUGGGAAGCACUGACAGCUAUUGAGAACAAAGGAAUCGAUAGAACAAUGAUUGCAGCAGGAUGCAAUAGCAACAAAUUGGAUGGCACGCUUAAUUAA